AAUUUGAAACUGCGGAAACUCUUCUAAAUUCAGAAGUACAUAUGCUUCUUGAGCAUCGUAAGCAACAGAAUGAGAGUGCAGAAGAUGAGCAAGAACUUUCAGAAGUCUUCAUGAAAACCUUGAACUAUACGGCGCGCUUCAGCCGCUUCAAAAACCGUGAAACCAUUGCCAGUGUCCGUAGUUUGCUGCUCCAGAAAAAGCUUCAUAAAUUUGAACUGGCAUGUUUGGCCAACUUGUGCCCUGAGACAGCCGAGGAAGCCAAAGCUUUGAUUCCUAGCCUAGAAGGACGAUUUGAAGAUGAGGAAUUACAGCAGAUUCUUGAUGACAUUCAGACUAAACGCAGUUUUCAGUACUAA
This is a messenger RNA of Apaloderma vittatum (bar-tailed trogon), 356 nucleotides long. RefSeq names its product polymerase (RNA) II (DNA directed) polypeptide D (gene POLR2D). Gene Ontology annotation, biological process: positive regulation of translational initiation; transcription initiation at RNA polymerase II promoter; mRNA export from nucleus in response to heat stress. The transcript is spliced from 3 exons. Lineage: Eukaryota; Metazoa; Chordata; Aves; Trogoniformes; Trogonidae. The annotation marks the transcript as partial. The record is from RefSeq and is a predicted model, not a curated record. Gene Ontology annotation, cellular component: RNA polymerase II, core complex; P-body. Gene Ontology annotation, molecular function: nucleotide binding; translation initiation factor binding.